Sphenostylis stenocarpa is the source of this 258-nucleotide messenger RNA. The record is from the annotation of a GenBank genome assembly. NCBI's taxonomy places the organism in Eukaryota, Viridiplantae, Streptophyta, Magnoliopsida, Fabales, Fabaceae.
AUGGAGGGAGAGAGGAGCGUAAGUGGGAGAGUAAAGCAAGGGGUUGGUGGAGUGGGGAAGAGGCAUUUAAGUAUAGGAAAUAGUUUAUUUGACCGGGGAACCAGAAAGCUAAAGCUUGGAAACACAGCAAUCGAUUGGAAGUGCCAACAUGUUUUGGAAGAAGAAAUAGGCAACUUAGAAGGUGACGAAGAGGAAUGCUUGAAGAGAACUCUUACAGCUCAUGCAUGCAGACUUUAUACACAGCAGCAAAAUCCGUGA